GAAAAAGCCCGGGCUAGGGCCGAGGAGCAGGGUGUGGGAGGGGGUGGGAAGGGUGGGAGGGGUGGGGGGUAACGGGGGAAACUGGGGAAGCGGGGAACCGAGGGGCAACCAGGGAAGAUGGGGCGCUGGAGGAGAGUGUGUGGGAGCCAAGGAGCACCUUGGACAUCUGGAGUCUGGCAGGAGUGAUGGGUGGAAGGCUAGCUCGGGGGAGGGCUGGUGGGUCCUGGAGAUAGGGCAACAUCGGCUGGGGGCGAUGGGUCCGAGCUAGCGCUGGAGAGAAGGGGGAGCCAGACAUUCAUCCCGGUCACUUUUGGUUUUCAGGACGUGGCAGCUGGUUGGACGAGGGAAACUGGUGGGCAGGGUUUGAUCCCAGGGCCUGGGCAGCGGAGGCGUAGCUGGCAGCAGCAGGCAGGUGAGAGCCCUAUCUGCCGGGCAGGUGAGUCCCUUCCCCUCCCCGGACCUCGUGUCCCCGACCUUCUGAAAGAAGGAGGUUUAGGGGAUCGAGGGCCAACGAGGAGAAGUAGAUGCCCGCCCGGCAGAGGGGCAGAAUGGGGGCAGGAGAGUUAGCAAAGGUGACAUCUUCUCGGGGGGAGCCGAGACUGCAGAAGGCUGGGGGGCUGUGAGCCCAUCCCAGGCAGAAAGAGCAUGAGGGCAGGGAGGGAGCACAGAGGCAGCCAGCGAGGAGUCCAGCAGGUGGGGUGGCACCCCAGCCCGGGGUCGGACAGGAAUGAAGUAGGGGACACAGGACAGAGGGGUCCCCAGCUGCCGCACUCACCCACUGUAAUUCAUUUAGUAGAUGGCACAGGGGCAGCUCCGGCAGGGCCUUCUCAGGCCAAUGCUGGAGCCUCGAGGGCUGGAGAGAGAGCAAGAAGGCAGGCAGUGCUCGGGGAGCCGCAGCAGGAUGUCACCAAGAGGGCGAAGCGGCCGUGGGAGGGGGUCCCGGGACAUUUCGCAGCAAGGAGGCUGCAGGGGCCCCGCCCGGGGGCGCCGUUCCCACGAGGCACUGCGGCCCAGGGUCUGGUGCGGAGAGGGCCCACAGUGGACUUGGUGACACUGUAUGCCCUCACCGCCCAGCCCCUGGGACUGGCUUGACAGACAGUUCAGCAUCCAGGGGAGUCAAGGGCAUGGGGCGAGACCAGACUAGGCGAGGCGGGCGGGGGGGAGUGAAUGAGUCUUCUCAGGAGGGAGGCGGGCACAGGCAGGGUGAGGAGCACAGUGGGCGGCGAUCGUGGGGCACUGGCCUCCAGAGCCCGUGGCCAAGGCGGGCCUCGCGGGCGGCGAUGGAGCAGGGAUCGGUGCCUCGGCGUUCGGGCUGGAGACAAGGCCAGGUCUCCAGCUGGGGUGGAUGAGCCCACCAGCCGCCGAAGGCCAGGACGCCAGGUCCGGCGGACGUGCGGAGAGGGACAUGACAUGGUCCGGAGUGACGGCGAGGACAGAGGAGGCGCGUCCGGCCUUCCUGAACAUCUUUGGCUGGUGGAGCAGGCUGCGGCAAGAAGCGGGUCUCUUCCUUGACUUCCCUGACGGGGUCGGCACACUACUGCUGGUCUUUGGACUCCCAGAACCCACACAAUGCAAGAAAUGGUGCUACCCAGCUCACGCCUGGGCCUUUGAAUCCAGAAACGUCUGCAUGUACCUCUCACUGAUAACAGGAAUACUGCACUUUAAACCACUGCACACCCUCACUCAGGAAUCGGCCCUGGAAGGUGAAGCUGAAGGAACGAGACCUCAUCGACCCAACACCAAAGACGCCAUGGGAACAGCGGCGCCCGCAGCACCCACCCCCCACCAGCGACUCCAUCUUCGUGGCCACGCCCUGCCGUGGACGGUUGACCACCAGCCACCACGUCAUCCCAGCGCUGAGCUCCUCCAGCGGGAUGACCCCGUCCCACCACCUCCCUCUUCUUUUUCUUCAUCCUUCUGUCUCUUUGCUUCUGACCUUUCCUGUCUUUCUUCCUGGGAGACUCGAAGCCUCCACAGCUCUGUCCCCCGCCCCUUCUGAAUUCAUUUGCACUAAGUCGUUUGCACUGGUUGGAGCUGUGUAGACGGCCUUGAGUCUCCGUGCGAGUGUGUGUGAGUGAGAGCCACCUUGGCGAGCGCCCGCCUGGGGCCCGGCCGCCCUCCAACUGGGCCGGGUAACUGGGUGCGGGUCGUGUGCGUGAGGCCUCGCCCACCCUCGCCUAGUCUGGAGGCUCCCGCGACAAGGAGCAACCUUGAAGCAUUCCAUUACGCCCCAUCUCGCUCUGUGCCCCUCCCCACCAGGGCUUCAGCAGGAGCCCUGGACUCAUCAUCAAUAAACUCUGUUACA
Cebus imitator (Panamanian white-faced capuchin) is the source of this 2305-nucleotide messenger RNA. RefSeq lists its product as uncharacterized. Bases 1346 to 1999 code for a protein of 217 amino acids. The transcript is spliced from 5 exons. The record is from RefSeq and is a predicted model, not a curated record. NCBI's taxonomy places the organism in Eukaryota, Metazoa, Chordata, Mammalia, Primates, Cebidae.